Drosophila obscura is the source of this 1863-nucleotide messenger RNA. RefSeq lists its product as uncharacterized. Lineage: Eukaryota; Metazoa; Arthropoda; Insecta; Diptera; Drosophilidae. The coding region runs from base 200 to 1597 and encodes 465 amino acids. The record is from RefSeq and is a predicted model, not a curated record. The transcript is spliced from 5 exons.
AAAUCAUUUAAGCGCAUUUGAGAACUGUUUGUCUUUCCAUACAGAACCGAACCGAAUAGUUAACCGGCGAAACUACACAAAUAUACAACAGACAACUAAAAUAACUGUGCCCUAAAUAAAUAUAAAUAUUUACAAAGCAAAUAAAAAAUACCCAUUUAAAAGCGUGUGAAAAGUAUAAUAAAAAAUUAAAAGUUACAAAAUGAAGCUGCUGCUCAGUGUUCUAUUGAUCGGUCUGGCCCUAAGCGGAGUCUUGACAUUGCCAGCGCGCAACAAUCCGCAGGACGAUGCCGAGGUGAUUAAAGUGCCCUCGCGCCCCCAGUCCGCUGGCGCUGGCGAACCGGAUUUCCAUAACUUUGGCGGUGUCAUCGAUACGGGCGCUGGAUAUCCCUUCCUGCAGUCCAAUCCGGCGAGCUUCAGUCCAGUCACCACGGGCUUCUUCGACUCCUUCGAUGACCUCUUCCGUCGUCUGCGCACUCGUCUGUGGCCAGUUAUUGCCAGCGAUUCUGGUGAGGAUGGCACGGGGGCGGGUGCUGCUGGUGCGGAUGACUCCAGCGAUGACAUUGGAUCUGCCUUCUCCUUCGGUCUGCGGCCUUUGACUGCAUUCACUCCCUUGACGCCCCUCAACCCCAAGAAUGGCAAUAAAACUUCAACGGUUAAGGUCGUAGAUGGCCACAAGGUGGAGAUCAAUGAGACGGUGUACGGCGACUCCAAUAGCCUGUUCAGGGUGCGUGUGGUCAAUGUGCGUCCCCUGGACAGCGGCGAGGAGGUGGCCGAGGGUGUCCUGACCAGCCAGGGUGAAGAAUUCAAGCCAGCCGCAGCACCUGCCACCUCGGCCCCGGCCGUCUUGCCCACCAGGCGGGGCGAAUUCGACGAUGACGAUGACGAUAACAGCCGUCGCGAGCCCCUGGAGAAGCAGCCCAAGGACAACGAAGUGCGCGACAUCGACGAACCUCAGUCCACACCAACAACAAAAACAACACCAAGUUAUACAACAACAACCACAAAACUUGCCACCAGCUCACCCGCAGACUCUGAAGCCGAAGGUACGCAACUGGAAAUCAGGAGGGAAAUUAUGGCAAACUUGGACACGGAUAGCAUGGUAGCCGCUGUGGAGGCCAAGGCAGAGGCGCAGGCAGAGGCGCUGGAACAGGAGCAGUUUGAAGCCGAGGACGCUGCGCUGUUUGAGAAUGCGGACGAGGUGCAUCGUCUGGGGCAGCUGCAGCACAGGGAGCGCGAGGAGCUGGAAUCCUCCGACGAUGAGGAUGGUGAAGUAGCCGCACCAAUCGAAAUGAGCGACACCUUCAAUGAUGAGUGGGACACACUGGAACAGGAAGAGGAACAUGAGCUGCACGAGGGUGCGGUCGAUCAGGACCACGAACUGGAUCAGGAAGCGGAUGCUGGCAACAAUUUGGACAACCACAUUGACAUCUACGAGGGUUCGCUGCCCAUCGAUCUGUCGCACGACAUCGCCGUCAACGAUUUGGCAGCCGCUGAUCCCGACUUUCCGGUCAAUCCCGAUGCCGAACUGAUUUCGGGACCGUCAGUGAUCAAAACAAUGCCCAUGUUCGAGAAACUGUCAAUGGGGCCGAGAAAGUGAUGAGCCCCCCCCAUGCCCCAAUCUAGUCCCUAGGCAUCGUAUUUAAGUUUAAGAUUUUAGUUGUAAGCACCAGCAUUCAUCGAGGAUGUCUCUGAGAAAUCCAAAGAAGAUGGCAGCCCCCCCCCAACCACCCCUAUAUUAUUUAUCAUUUAUUAUUAUAGUUUAUCGUAUUUAUUUCGACAGCGUGUGAGUAUUAAAUGUGCCAAAUGUGCAUGCGAAAUUAAUUUAUUGCCUCCAAAAUAAAUGAACGAUUUAUGAAACACCAA